Molecule: messenger RNA, 1291 nt
Organism: Exophiala xenobiotica
Lineage: Eukaryota; Fungi; Ascomycota; Eurotiomycetes; Chaetothyriales; Herpotrichiellaceae
Exons: 1
Coding region: 251-799 (182 amino acids)
Biological process (GO): SRP-dependent cotranslational protein targeting to membrane
Cellular component (GO): signal recognition particle, endoplasmic reticulum targeting
Source: RefSeq, a predicted model, not a curated record
CGUAUCUUUGAUAAUUGCACAACACCGUACUUGAACACCAGUGGGCCUAGUCUUGAGGGUUGGUUAUUUGCAAUCCGAAUUGCUUGAUGAUAAGUCACUACUAGAAACCCAACUUCGCAGCGCUCCCUAGAGCGAAUUCGGUCCUCCGCAACCUCGUCCACAAAACAGCGACACCCUACGGGGUACACAUCUUGACCAUAAGACAAACCUUCUCCCAGCCGGGACUCUCUCACUUGCGAACCCUCUCAAGAUGCCUUAUUUCACUGACCUACACACCUAUCUCCACCAAUCCUCGCUGCUCAUCCAAGCCUACCCUUCCAGUCGGCUAACCACGAAAUACUCCCUGCCCAAAAAAGCGAACUCGAAGUCUCGAUCCAAUCCCUCAAAAGAACAACCCGCUGCUUCUGCACCAUCGAGCGAAACAACAAGCGCCGCAGCUCAAGCACAAGGCCAAGUCAAACGCGAUCCCUCCGCGAUCCUCACGCUCAAGACUUUUCAUCCUGAAUCGGGCAUAUGCUUGAAAUACCGUACCGACAAGGCCGCCGAAGUAGGACGAUUACUUGCGGGACUGGGCCGGUUAGCUAAGGGCGAAGUAAUUGAAAUGCCCACCACCGCGACGGGACAGACAACAACCACAGUGGUGGAUAGUGCAGAUAAAAUGGACGUUGACAGCGGGAAUGGGAUUGGUGUAGUCGCGCCGAAGACCGGGGAUAAUGUCAUUGCUGCGCCGCCGGCAGCAAGCCAAACCGGAGGAGGGGGAGGGGGAGGCAAGGGAAAGAAGAAGAAAGGGAAGAAAUGAGCAACGACACAUUGUUAUGUCUGUUAAAUGAAAAAUGGACAAAUCGCAGCUCAUAACCAGCAUUUGGCAUGUUCAAUGAAAAGACGGAACAAGGAAUGCCAUUGCCGAUGAUGAUACGACUCUGACAGUGCCAGCUUUUGGAGCGGCCAUAGAGUUGGGCCUUCUCCCUCAGACCGAUGGCACUAAGUAUGAAAGUGUGCCAUACUGAGCAUGCCUAUUGCCGAGUAUCUGACAAUCGAACGAGUGAGAAGGCACAAUGAGUCAAUCAGAUGGCCGAUGGUUCCCUGCGUGAGGGUCAAACAUGGUGGUCCUGGUGUGGGAAAUGGACAGUGAAGCAGUCCAAGAUGUGCUAGGUAAUACUCUGGCAUCUGCUCGCCACCCGCUCGACAGUGGUGAAAGAGAAUGAGCAACUCCCUUCCGAAGCCACCAACUGGUCUUCUUUCCAUGUAGCUUUUGACCAUAUUCACAACAGAAGAACAUGACUUGUGUGAG